UGUAAACAAACUGAUGCAACCAUCACAGUGAUGACGAUAAGUUGUGUCUUAAAAUCAUCUUGUCAGUGUGUAUGCUGCCCAAAAGACUAAAACACUCACACACACGUUGAAUGAUACUCGUUUAGUUAUAACUGCCGGAACGACAUCUUUCAAAUCCGAGAAAUGGCAAGACAACGAAGAGGAAUCGAAAUGGGUGUGUUGUUACUCAUGUGGCAACUGCUCAACACUGGGCUGGAAACAUUUCCACCAGUUACAAUUUUAGUGGUGGCAGGCCAGGUUUGCUUAUUUAUGGGUUUGAUACCGGUUUCAUGGGAUGCUGGUGGGGUCUGCCUUAGUGCCCAGGCUGUAUUGAAGUGGAGGGAGUAUGAACGUCUAGUGCUGUCUGCCUUGGAGCAUGCUGAUGAUCUUCAUCUCUACUACAAUAUGCUCUCAUUCCUGUCGAAAGGUAGAUCAUUGGAGAGGCACUUCGGAAGCCCCUACUUUGCCUACCUCUUGAGUGUGUUCACCGUGCUGACUAGUGUCACCUAUGUGGGACUGGAAGUGCUAUUAAGUGAAUUGCUUCAUGACAAACAGCACUAUAAAACAUGUGCCAUUGGAUUUUCUGGAGUCAUAUUCGCCCUUAAAGUCUUGACGACAUCUUACUGGGAAAGCGGAUAUCGUAGGUACUUUGGUAUCCGCGUCUCUGGGAAGUACGCUGUAUGGUUGGAAUUGAUUGCAAUUCAGCUGAUGGUUCCCAACACCUCGUUUGUGGGCCACUUGGCCGGCAUUUUAGUGGGCGUUGCCUACACUCAAGGGCCUUUAAAGUUCAUCAUGGAUCUUCCCAUUGACGCCAUUGGAUUUGUGAGUGGCCCGCAAAUGGCUCAGCCGCGUAGUUACAGUGACUGGGGCUCGGGAGUGAGUGGAUACGGAGCUGCUCAGCCGAGUACUUAUGGGUGGAGAGUUGGGAGUGACAUCAACGAUGCCGAUUAUGAUGAAGCAAUAAGACGAAGCUACGAGACUCUUCAAAAUGAAGACACACCCAGAACUUUCAACCCGGAUGAUAUGCAACCAGAUCAAGAUGAGAUCAGAAGAAGAAGGUUAAAUCGUUUUAAUGUCUCAUAAUUAAGUUUAUCAUUAUUCAGGCGCGUACACUCAGCUGGUCUUAACUCUUUGAUUGGUGUGAUCUGUAAUAUAAGUUUCAUCCAUCCUGUACUAAUUGAGCCAAUACAUUUGUGAUAAUUGCAAAA
Daphnia pulicaria is the source of this 1226-nucleotide messenger RNA. Its product is annotated as rhomboid-related protein 4-like. The transcript has 2 exons. Gene Ontology annotation, molecular function: serine-type endopeptidase activity. Bases 163 to 1101 code for a protein of 312 amino acids. Lineage: Eukaryota; Metazoa; Arthropoda; Branchiopoda; Diplostraca; Daphniidae. Gene Ontology annotation, cellular component: membrane. The record is from RefSeq and is a predicted model, not a curated record.